GCCACACUGUUAUCAUCGUCCAAAAAAAGUAGAACGCUCCGGCGUCGCGAAAAUACUUUAAAAUUCAUCCCCACAGGAAUAUGGUUCGCGGAGCUCUCCGAGGAGGACGCCCCAUGCGCGGGGGCAUCCGUCCACCGUUCAAGAAAACCUUUGUGCCACGCCAUCCAUUCGAUUUGACCCUGGCUGAGGUUUUCUUUCCGAAGGUUCCACUCGCCGGUGCUGUUGACGACUCGGCUUUGACUGCGGCCUUACUGAAGCGUAACCAGGACCUGAGUCCCACUCCUAGCGAGCAGACGGCCAUCGGAAAUCUAGUAACCAAGGUGCAAGCUGUGCUGGACAAUCUGGUGGUGGCCCCCGGUGAUCUGACCACUUGUCAACUUGAGGAGGUGCGCCAGGUUGGCUCCUUUAAAAAGGGUACAAUUCUGACCGGCAAUAAUGUGGCCGACGUGGUGGUCAUUUUGAAGACCCUGCCCACCAAGGAGUCGGUCGAUGCCCUGGCCAAGAAGGUGGAGGCCGACCUUAAGGCCAGCAUGAAGACCGAGGUACUUACCAAAGGCGACCAGCACACUGUUCAGGUCCACGACCGCGGCUUUGACAUCGCAAAUGUGCACGCCAAGGUGCGCAUUUUAAUCGCCACCUUGCCGCAGAAUCUGCGCAAGCUUGAGCCCGAGACUCACUUGGAUCAUAAGCUUAUGCAGAGCCAUCUUGCUGCCAUCCGCCACACUCGUUGGUUCGAGGAGAACGCUCACCACUCCUCGAUCAAGGUGCUUAUUCGUAUUCUUAAGGAUCUCACCAGGCGCUUUGAUGCUUUUUCACCUUUGUCAGCAUGGAUGCUCGACCUCAUCGCUCACCUGGCCAUUAUGAACAAUCCGUCGCGCCAGGCACUGCCCAUAAAUUUGGCCUUCCGUCGCGUCUUCCAGCUGCUCUCCGCUGGACUCUUUUUGCCCGGCUCAGCUGGCAUCACAGAUCCCACCGAACCGGGACACAUCCGAGUGCACACUGCCAUGACGCUGGAGCAACAGGAUGUGUGUUGCUACACGUCGCAAACGUUACUCCGCGUGCUGGCCCACGGCGGGUACAAACACAUUCUUGGACUCGAGGGCAACACAAGCAUCGUGCGUGAAAUGUCCGUAUGGAACGGCGUGUGUGUUUCUCCAUUAACCGCUGUCUACGAAAAACCCACUGACAAAAAGGAGGGCGACCUCGAGGAGGAUAUCGAAAUGAUCGAGAAUGAGAAUGAAGAUGACGGCAGCGACGAUGGAGCAGAGUAAAACUUCGCAGGCUAUUCAUUUACAUUUGUAUUUCAUAUUGCACAUCAAGUAUUUUUCAAAACCUUUAACUUAAAGGAUUAUACUACUCCCAAGUAUGGGUUCAUCCUCACCAA
Molecule: messenger RNA, 1384 nt
Organism: Drosophila ficusphila
Lineage: Eukaryota; Metazoa; Arthropoda; Insecta; Diptera; Drosophilidae
Product: interleukin enhancer-binding factor 2 homolog
Exons: 3
Coding region: 81-1271 (396 amino acids)
Source: RefSeq, a predicted model, not a curated record